UGGUGGAAACAUUACUUGAGAAGGACUCAGAGAAGCAUUGUCAUUUGGAUUGAAACUGAAGAGGCUCUGGGCAACUCACCAGAAGUCUAAGGGACACUCUGUUCCUAAAAAGAAGAAAAAGCUGGAUCACUUACCAGUAACUGGAGUUCUCCUAUUGGGUAAUCUCCACAGAUCCACAUUCUUUGAAGUUAUUGUGAAUGCCUCGAGGACCAAGGGACCGUUGAAAUUUCCAAUUUCAGGAAGUUCCAGUGGAUGCCCAUCAGGAAGAUUCUCAUGCUGGACAGAAGGGCAAGAGAGGUGGAUCUGUGAGGGAAAAGACCCAAUAGGAUAACUCAAGUUGCUGAAAAAGAAAAAAGCAGUGGCCCUAGCAAAAUGGCUGUAAUUUAGUCUAGUUCUGCGAUAGUGAGCAGCAGGUAAGUGCCAGACCCUGGGUUAGGUGCUGGGGAUAGGGUGCUUUCACCCUCUCUCUUUAAGGAGUUCAGAGUGGAACAGGGAAAGAGAUGAGAAAAAUACUUUUAAUUCAGUAUGUUAUGUCUCUAUCUCUCCUUCCCUGUUUCUCCAUCCCCACCCUUUCCCCUCCAUAUACAAAUAGGAGAAGGGGGAAAUGUCUUGAGUUGGGGCAAGAGAAACGGGCAAUGAAAUAUUGAUGGCAAUCCUACUUCUUAUUCUUUUACAAAACUAUGAGAGAAUAAAUUCUAUAAUGGUCAGAGAUUGUAGCUUGUUCACCAUUAUAUCUCCAAAACUUAGUUUAAUACCUUGUGCUUAGUAGACCCCUGGAUGUUGAAAUGAAUGCACUUUGACACUUCGCUCUCAAAUUAACUAACACCUGAGCCCAAAGUUCUCCUCUAGCCGUCUAGGGUGUCUUCCACUGGUUCCAUUUUCUUCAACUGAUUACCAAAGUCUAAGGCAGUUUGAGAAUUAUAUAUGAAGUCUUGAAUUGUUUUGUGCCAAAGAAUUCUGACUUGAGAAAUAUUUUAAUCUGUAGGAAAUAUUGGAUCUCUAAAAUCCAAUAUAAUUUUCUUUGUGCUGAGUCCAAUACAUUUUUUAAAAAUUAGUAGUCUUGUAAUAUUGGGAUAGUUCAGUUGUUUGUCUCAGAUAUUGCAUUCUCUGUCUUUGAGUCAGUGCUAUCUUGUAAAAGUUUUAUGUUCUGUAUCUUGUUUGUGAAAUUCUUAAUUUCCUAAAACAACAUUCUUUUUAAGUUUCCAGAUGGACCAUGGAAUGUUUCCAGAUGGUAUUAGUGUUUAUGAGAAUUGCACUAUCUUUUAAAAUCUGUCAUGGUAUCUCAUAAAGAGUAAUACAGUUAUUUCCUUUCACCCUAAUGAGAGAGGUGUGUUUUCCUUUAUAGCAAAUUGAAAUUAGGCGAGCUCUUUCCUCAAAGGGUGAAUUUGAAUAUCUGAAAAUUGCUGAGAAUGGGUAAGCUUGAAUAAAUCAUAGUGAAAGAUAUUUAUCUUACACUGUAAGUUUAACACUAGGAUUGUAAUUGAGAAAAAUCCUAAAACAAAGUUUAUUGUUAUCCUGGAUGGAUUUGACUAAACUAUUGGUCAAAUCCUGUUCUAUGUGUACAUAGUGCUUCUUUCUUACUAUGUAACCCUUUUGCCAGAGAUAACAUGAAGAGAGCCUGGCUAACAUUGGGUGGAACAAUCCUGCUGGCUCAAGCCCCUCCCCAGAUAUUUGAUUCAGUCCAUUUUCUGGACAGUCUGCAGGGUAACAAACCUCUCCUUUCUUGGUUCAAAGUCACUGCUCUGAAGCAGAAGUUUUCCUUACAUGCAGACUUCUUUUUUAUGAGGAAACCUCGGCCUGUCUCCCAGUUGGUUGCACAGCAGGUUACUCAGCAGUUUGUGCCCCCUACACAGUCAAAGAAAGAGAAAAAAGAUAAAGUAGAAAAAGAAAAAAGUGAAAAGGAAACAACUAGCAAAAAGAACAGUCAUAAGAAAACCAGGCCAAGAUUGAAAAAUGUGGAUCGGAGUAGUGCUCAACAUUUGGAAGUUACCGUUGGAGAUCUGACAGUCAUUAUUACAGACUUUAAGGAGAAAACGAAGUCACCGCCCGCAUCUAGUGCUGCUUCUGCAGAUCAACACAGUCAGAGUGGCUCCAGCUCUGAUAACACAGAGAGGGGAAUGUCCAGGUCAUCUUCACCCAGAGGAGAAGCCUCAUCAUUGAACGGAGAAUCUCAUUAAAGUUUAUUUUCUCCAAUUUCCUAGUCACUUCUGUCAUACCAUGCAAAUACACAGAUUAUGCCAAGAAGUACCACAUUUUCAUGACAAACAUAUUCAUGCACAAUCCAUAAUUUGCAUUUUACAUAAAAUAGAAAUUUGUUAGAUUUUAUUGCAAUCUAUGCCUACCAAACAUUUCCAGACUUAACAUUUUGGUCUCCACAGUUAAAGGUGCCAUGAAAAUGUGGUUGAAUUACUCAUUAUGCAGUGUUAUUGGUAAGUCUAUUUUCACUUUUAGUUUAGUGAAUUCUAACACAUAAUUCUUGAAUUCUCUACUAUUGGCAUGUAAUGAAUUUAAAUUUUUAUAACAUAGUGCAAGCUGCCUAAAUAUGUAUUAUUUGAGAAUUGUGAAACAAAUAGUUAUAUGUAUACAAGUCAAAAAUCAAUUUAAUCAACUGUUGCUACAACAGAAUUUUCUUAAUGGUUAUCCUCUUAAAUACACCUGCUGGUACUUGGUGUGGUUAAAUAGGAAGAUUGUUAUUAAAUAAAGAAUUUGUAUGAACCAUUGCCAAUGUUUUUGACACAUUUUACUAAAUUAUUGUUCCUGAAUUAUGUUUUAGGUUUUAUCUGUUUUUGGGGGGAAUUUUUGCUUAUCUUUCAAAACAUUCAUUUAUUGUAAUGUUUACUAGCAGACUAGUAAACAGUAAAACAUUGAUUACUUGGCUUUAUAAUUCAGAUUUAGUGCUAUUGUCAUUGAACACUGGUAUUUUCUGUAUUAUAUAGAACAUUAAAAUUCAAGUAAUUAUAAGCAUUUGGCAAAAACAGAAGAGAAGAAACCUGUCAUAUUUUAAAAGCUGCAGUUUUGGAAAAGCUUUAACUUAAUAGUUUUAUCACUGUUUCCUUGCCCCAGACUUAUCCAGGGUCAUAGAAGUGUGAAUCUAAUUAAUACAGAAAUGGGAACUGUUGCACAGAACUGAGAAAUAACUAAUCUUUAAUCAGUUUAAUUGGCCUCUUAUUAAAUAUAACAAUUCUUAUAAAAAUUAUAGUACCCUAUUUUCAGAAACAAUUGCCAGUUUAUGCAUUUAUCAAUAUCCUAAAAUUUAAAAAGCAUUUACAGCCCCACUUACUAUUAUGUAAAUUUACCAAUAAAAUAUUUUUAUGACUACA
Molecule: messenger RNA, 3320 nt
Organism: Orcinus orca (killer whale)
Lineage: Eukaryota; Metazoa; Chordata; Mammalia; Artiodactyla; Delphinidae
Gene: YAF2
Product: YY1 associated factor 2
Exons: 7
Coding region: 1608-2177 (189 amino acids)
Biological process (GO): positive regulation of DNA-templated transcription
Cellular component (GO): nucleus
Molecular function (GO): DNA binding; transcription coregulator activity
Source: RefSeq, a predicted model, not a curated record